UUUUCUUCAGGUUUGGGAACUUGAACUAUUCACGAUUCAUGUGAUAUUGGUAAAUAUCAACCUUAAAGCCUUAGCUUUUAGUGCCACAGUUCGAAAUAACCUGGAAUCCGCUUUGGGGUAAUUUCAAGAAAACGCCAUCAAACCAAAUCUGUCAAUAUCAACAAAGCCGCUUUCUAUGGUUUCUCCCAUAUAAUCCAAACUCCUUGGUGGGGUUCUGGAAGGAGUGAUAUCCAUGCAUCGCGCUGCCGCCACAAGGCGUGUGUUCGCCUAUUCGAAGUGGCCCCAAAAUAGUGUACAAUUCAGACAUUUUCAUCUGACUCGCCAAUCACUUACAUCUUCCGUGGCUUUUUUAAAAUCUCAUCCUCGUAAUCUAGGCUGCCAUCAGGAUCUGGUUCAUCGCCGUGUUCCUCCAAAACCAGACGAUACAGUCUACGCGCUGUCAACGGCUGAGGGCAAAGCUGGCAUUGCGGUGAUACGUGUUUCUGGUCCCUCGUGCAGAUCUAUUUACCAUGCACUCUGUCCGAGCAAGCCCUCGUUAAAGCCACGGUAUGCUACCAUUAGGUCAUUAUAUCAUCCAAAGUCAAGUGGAUCGGAAGUGCUUGAUGCAGAAGCGUUAGUCCUCUUCUUUCCAGGACCGAGGACCGUUACCGGUGAUGAUGUAUUAGAGCUGCAUGUGCAUGGCGGGAGUGCAACUGUGAAGGCUGUUCUUUCAGCCAUCCCUCAAUGUCUCGGAGAGGGUCCCAUCCGCUAUGCGGAACCGGGAGAAUUCACCAAGCGCGCUUUUUUCAAUAAUCGACUUGACUUGGCUCAAGUUGAGGCAUUGAGUGAGACCCUCUCGGCCGAAACAGAGCAGCAGCGCCGUGCUGCGGUUCGUGGUAGCAGUGGCUCUUUGGGUCGCACUUACGAUGACUGGCGCCAGAAGCUCUUGCGAGCUCGUGCUGAGAUGGAAGCUCUCAUCGACUUUUCAGAAGACCAGCAUUUCGACGAGUCGCCUACUUCUUUUGUUAGCAAUAUAACCAAGGAGGUGAGAGAGAUCCUCCAGGGCAUACACAUCCAUGAAAGGGCGAGCGAGCGAAGCGAACUUCUUCGAAAUGGAAUAAAAAUUGCGCUUGUGGGGCCACCGAAUGUUGGCAAGAGCUCGUUCAUGAACCAGGUAGUCGGCAGGGAGGCGUCGAUCGUUUCUGGGGAGUCUGGGACUACUCGAGAUAUCAUUGAAGCAAAUCUCGAUAUCCGUGGGUAUCUCUGCACCUUUGCAGAUACGGCCGGGUUUAGAGCUGCGCCGGAGAAGGAUUUUACGGGUUCUGCUCGGCCCGAGUCCAAACUUGGGGCUAUAGAGGAAGAGGGAAUCCGUCGAGCGAGGGUCAAAGCCACUCAAUCCGACGUCAUCGUCGUACUCACCUCCAUAGAAACCGGUGUCCUUGGCCAACCUCAGAUAUGCUAUGAUUUGGAAACUCUGCGACUGGCAGCUAAUUGCAAGGAGCGCAUUGUAGUUGUCAAUAAACGAGAUGCAGUUUCUGGGGACGAGCUGCGCACCCUCAUUCAGAGAUUCACUGAAGAUGUGCUGAGUCAGAUUGAAGGGCUCCAGACCGCUCGACCGGUACUCAUUUCUUGUAAAGAGGCGCAAGAUCUAAGUUCUGACCAGGUGGAUCCAGGGGGCCUCAGGGGAGUCAUCGAACGAUUGGUGUUUUCGUUUACGAACAUGACCUCGCUGCCUGCCGCCAUGCAAGAGCUCCACGGGGUUACCGAACGUCAGAGACAGCUUCUAGUAAAAUGUAGAGGGCAUCUCGAAGCUUACCUUGAGAGCGUGGGGUCUCCCGAUCUGGAGGGGGGUAACGGUCUGGAUGACGAGUUACAGAAAGAUGAUGCUGAUAUUACCAUGGCCGCCGAGCAUCUCCGAUACGCUGCGAAUUACCUGGGUCGGAUUACUGGGCGCGGGGAGGUUGGCGAUGUGGAGGAGAUCCUAGGUGUGAUUUUCGAAAAGUAAGUCUCGAUCGCCCCCCCCUUCACGUUCGACACAAGCAAUUGACUCAGUUCCAGAUUCUGUGUAG
Molecule: messenger RNA, 2048 nt
Organism: Hypoxylon fragiforme
Lineage: Eukaryota; Fungi; Ascomycota; Sordariomycetes; Xylariales; Hypoxylaceae
Exons: 2
Coding region: 233-1984 (583 amino acids)
Biological process (GO): tRNA wobble uridine modification; tRNA methylation
Cellular component (GO): mitochondrion; cytoplasm
Molecular function (GO): GTPase activity; protein binding; GTP binding
Source: RefSeq, a predicted model, not a curated record